This is a messenger RNA of Caenorhabditis sp. 36 PRJEB53466, 2920 nucleotides long. NCBI's taxonomy places the organism in Eukaryota, Metazoa, Nematoda, Chromadorea, Rhabditida, Rhabditidae. The record is from the annotation of a GenBank genome assembly.
AUGCGACGUUUAGUCGCACUGCCGUUACUCAUAUUGGCCUUCUGUAUUCUCGAUACACAAGCAGUCAAGAUCAUAGAUAACGGCCUCGCGCCCCCCGAAAUCGUCCACACGCCCGUCUCGACCAAACGUAAGCUACGGUCCGGGGCUGAAAAUGUUCAAAGCAUACUUUCAGCCAGAUGCAAAGUCUUCGCGCCGCCCCUCGACUUGGUGUUCAUUUUGGAUUCUUCGGGCUCGCUCAGAGAAAAGUUCCAAGUAAAAACGAACAAAUUGGAAAUGAAAAGGAAUGAAUAUCAUUUUAGGAUGAAAUUGACAUCAUCAGAAGAAUCAUCAAACACGUGACGAUCGGGAAAACUGCGACCAGAGUGAUGCUUAUUCAGUUCAGGUAACUAAACAUUUCAAUUACUGUGAUGCAUUUGAUUAUUGAAGUGGUACCCAACAUCUUGAAUUCAACUUUGAAAAGUUCACCGACCGGGAAGAGCUCCAGGCUGCUCUGGACGUGCUCAGACACGUGUCCGGCAUAACCAGGAUCGGCGGAGCAUUCGAAUUCGCUUUGCAGAAGUUGAAGAAUCCGGAAAAUGUCAGUCAAACUAGUGGAAAAUGGUAGAAAUGAGUGAUUGCAGGGAAUGAGGGACAGCACGGUUCCGAAGAUUGUCUAUUUGCUUUCCGAUGGACGCACCCACGACUACCCGAAAGACUGGCAAAUGUCGGACAUUCUCAGAAGGUUCCGAUCCUUUCCCUUCCUCUGAUAUCAGUUGACUUUUCCAGAGAAAUCCCAAACGUCGACAUUUGGGCGUAUGGAACUGGAGACUACGUUGCCAUGACCGCGUUGGCGAACUACACGCAAUCGGAACAGAAAAUAGUGACCAAUCUGAACCUGCAGAAGUUGGAGCCGCAGUUCGAACGGUACAGAGGAACCGAGAUUUGCGAGCAGCAACCAGGUACCUACGAAUGAAAGUAAAACUGCGCUUCAUUGAACUUUUCAGCGUGUGUGAAAGGAUCCGACAAACCGCUCGACUUGGCCCUCGUGGUCGACGCCUCCGAAUCCCUCGAUCAUCUGUUCAGUGAUCAGAAGAAGUUCCUCGUGGAAAGAGUUCUGGGCAACAUCAACAUCCACCCAGAAGCUGUUCGUGUCGCACUCAUAACCUAUUCGGGACAAUCGUUCGUCCACUUCAAAUUCAAUUCAUUCCUUUACGGAAACAACACUUCCGUGCAGGGAUUCGUAAAGAAUAUCAGGUCUAUCAAGGGAACGACGGCUACGAACGUGGCUCUCAUGGAUGCGUUCGAUCUUCUCACUUCGAAGGAUCCAUCGACCGGAAUCAGAGAAGGCGUGCCGAAAAUGGCUUUGGUGCUGACCGAUGGACACUCUCACAAGUGGGUCUCACACAAAACUAUUCAAUUGAAUUCUUUGCUUUCCAGGUCUCCAAAAGACAUUUCCGAAAAGAUGCGUGCUUCUGGAAUCAUCAUGGUCGCCGUCAGUGUGACUCCCCGUCCAUUGGUCGAUGAGGCCGAACUUCAAUUGAUCGCAGGAGACCACAAGAGAGCAUUCACGCCGCCUAAUUUACAUGUAAUAUCUCUGUGAUACCCAAUUACUCAAACUUCCCCAUUUUUCAGGAUUUCGAAGCGGAAUUCAUGAAGUACGUGGGAUUCGGCUGCGACGGAAUCGAGCUGCCACCAGAUGCGAAGCCGCAAGUCCGCGGAGCCACGGACGUGAAGUGCACGGAGCACUCGAUGAGCAUCGUCGUCCGGACGCAACGGGCUCUUCAGGGACUCAUGUACGCCCACAAUUACCACGACGAACCGGAGUGCAUGAUCAGAAAGACGGACAACAGCCGCGAAAUUCAGAUGACGUUCACGGAGGGAACUUGCGGACUUGUGAAGACUCCAUCCGCGGUUUGUGUUGGACUAUUCUUUCAGUUUAAGAGUUCAAAUUAUUCAGGAUGGCCAUGGCUACCACUUCAACAUUACCGUAAUCCUCCAAUUCCAUCCUCUGAUCAUCACUCGAGCCGAUCAAGGACUCGACAUCUCUUGUUUCGUUCCGUCCGUUGUUCCUCGUCAAGAGUUGGAUCAGGCUGUGUUCAAGAACGCCGCCGACACUCAGUGUGUCUACAGACUCCAUAGGUACAGUAUCCCGUGUGCACAGCUACCGUAACCCUCGCCGAUUUUGCAGAUACAGUCCCGGACAGUGCGUGGCUCUGGAUGCGAAGGUCGGAGAGACUCUCUAUCACCGAUGGGAAUGCGAUUGCCGUUUGUUGAUUCUGAUCAAACUUUCCUCUCCCUCAAUUUAAUCAUUUCAGCGCCAGAAUACAACUAUCUCGUUCACGACUGUUUCGUUCAAUCCGAGAAGCACACUCAACAGAUUUUGGACUCAAAUGGGUAAAAUCCAAACUUUUUCGAUUCGCCAAUAAUCAUUGCAUUCAUUCCAGUUGCGAAGUAGAUCAGCACUUCCUGGAGACCCCCAACUACGCCCGAUUCAAAGAGUUCCCGGACGACGCGUACGUCUUCCAGGAGAUGUCCGUUUUCAAAUUCCCGGGAGAUGGAGACCUUCUCUUCCACUGCAAGAUCUCCCUGUGUAACAUGAAGGACCCGAAUGCGACGUGCAAUCAGAAUAUCCCUCCGAAGUGUCCGAAGAAGACGCCGGUGAUCCCGGUGCGUCAGAAGAGAAGUGUGACCGCCGAGCAGAUGAUGUCCGCCGAGUGGAGGAGCAAACAGAUUCGGAAGAGGCAGAUCGAGCUGAAGAACAGAUCGAGAAGACAGAUUGUGGAGACCAAGGCCGGAUAUUAUAUGACUCUUCAUGUCGAGACCAGGUACGCACUUCCCGGACGGGCAAUUCCGAUGCUUCCAUACUUUCAGAACUCUCAACGUCCUGCUCAGCGAGAGCAUCCGUCCACGAGACUCUGUCAAGUACUGCGAUAUCUCCUAA